AUGCCGUCCGAAACGUGUCUGACAACUUUUAUUCGUGCUGCCCUAUUGGUCGGCAUCUUGUACGCCUGUAAAUUGCCGGGAACCGUAGCAGCACGACGCUAUACUUUAUCCAAUCUCUCUGCGUACAGUAACAUCAUGGAAGAAGACACACGCGAACUGAACCCUUCUUUCGGACUGAACUAUCACUCUUCGAAGUGUGUCUUUAAAGGAUUUUUCCGACAACCAGGUGCUUACGCUUGUUGGAGCGAAUGGGGUCCAUGGUCGAUCUGUACAAAGCCUUGCAGCGGCGGCAUGAGAACGAGGCACAGAAAAUGCGAAACGUCGCAGACCGAAGGCAUCUGGUGCAUCGACAAGGGAUUUGAAAUGCAGGUACUUUCCGUUGUUUGA
This is a messenger RNA of Soboliphyme baturini, 387 nucleotides long. The record is from the annotation of a GenBank genome assembly. Lineage: Eukaryota; Metazoa; Nematoda; Enoplea; Dioctophymatida; Soboliphymatidae.